GAAGAGAAGGCAUUAAAAGACUUAAUUAGUAGUAGUUCGCUUUUAACUCCGGAUCUACCGGCGAUACCGACCGUCACGUGUCCGGAGCUUCAUCUAAUAGCCGUUCGGGUAGAAAUGAAAAUCACUAAAUUGUUCAAUGAUUUCCACCCGGUCAGCUGGACCAAUUUCCCUCAGCACUUCUGACCAUGCCUGAAUCACGAGACGAUUGCCGCGAUCGGUCGCGACAUCGAUCGCCAUUAAGUCCCCAAGAUGCGAAAAGUGAGAGACGACGAGGAUACGGCGAGCGCAAUCAGAGCAGUUCGCGACGCCGCGACGAUCGUCGAAGCUCUCGACGAGAGGAUUCCCGAAGAUGGUCCUCCCGCAGUCCUUCAGGCCGGGGUAGCCACAGGAGGGAUAAUGACUAUCGCCGCCGGGAGCGCAGGGAACGAGCGGACGAUUCAGACGAUGAUCGGAGAAGACGCCAACAUCGUUCACCGGAAGAACGUCGCCAUCGACGCCAUCGCGACCGGGAUGCACACGACAAUAAAGAAAGGUCGUCUAAAAACCAUCGAACUAAGUCCCGGUCCCGCUCAGCCUCGAGGCGCUCGCGGAGCCCAUCGUCGCGCGACCCCGUUCGCUCUAGGAAUGCCCUGCCUUCCCAGAAGGAUGCAUACACAACAGAAGUAUCCCAGCAGGACUCGUCUGCCCUUCCGCCGGAAAAAGAGAAACCCAAUUUUGCCAACACCGGGCGCUUAGCAGCGGAGAGCAAUACUGUGGACGUCAGUGGAGGAGGAAAGGUGGUUCUCAAGUACCAUGAACCUCCUGAAGCGCGUAAACCUCCAGCCAAAGAUCCCUGGCGUCUCUACGUGUUCAAGGGCGAAGAUCUUCUUGAGGUGGUAGAAUUAAAUGAGCGCAGCUGUUGGCUUAUAGGGAGAGAGCAACUAGUUGUCGAUUUCCCUCUGGAGCACCCGAGUUGUUCCAAACAACAUGCCGCCCUCCAAUUUCGAUACGUCGAUAAGAGAAAUGAGUUUGGAGACCGGAUCGGACGUGUCAAGCCCUAUCUCAUUGACCUUGAAAGCGCCAAUGGCUCGGCGGUGAACGGGGAUCCCGUUCCUGGAGGACGAUAUGUUGAACUGAGAGACAAGGAUGUGCUCAAAUUUGGAUUGAGUACUCGAGAAUAUGUUCUCAUGCUCGCUCGAACGGACUGAACUCCAACAUCAAGACGCCAUCGUCCACUGUCUUUUGAAAGCUCCUCCAUACAGAUUCGAGUUUUACAGCAUGGAAACGAAAUCAAAAUACUGAUAUUGUACAUUAUAGAUAUAUUUUGCGAGACGACAAAUACAUGUGUGCAACCAUCAUUCUAAUCAUACCGGUCAUUCUUUGGAACCUUUACAAGUUGCCCGCCUUGUCU
Messenger RNA from Aspergillus alliaceus, 1390 nucleotides. RefSeq names its product putative FHA domain protein SNIP1. Gene Ontology annotation, molecular function: mRNA binding; protein binding. Gene Ontology annotation, cellular component: nucleus. Bases 186 to 1187 code for a protein of 333 amino acids. Lineage: Eukaryota; Fungi; Ascomycota; Eurotiomycetes; Eurotiales; Aspergillaceae. The transcript has a single exon. Gene Ontology annotation, biological process: maintenance of RNA location; mRNA splicing, via spliceosome. The record is from RefSeq and is a predicted model, not a curated record.